AUGGGUCAUAUGACACUUUGUGAUGAGAAUUCGAUUGGUGGCAUAUCAUAUUUUCUUCCACACCAUGGUGUAUUAAACGAGCAAAGCCAAACAACUAAACUUAGAGUUGUCUUUAAUGGGUCUGCUUCUACUGAUACUGGUGUGUCACUGAAUGAUAUCCAACAUACUGGGCCGGUCAUUCAGGAUGACUUAUUGGAUAUUCUGCUUAGGUUUAGGCAGUUUAACGUGGUUGUUUGUGCGGACAUUGAAAAAAUGUAUCGUAUGGUCUGGGUGGUUUCAGAACAGAGAUGUCUUCAAAAAAUCUUAUGGAGAAGAAAACCUGAUGAAGAUGUUCAGGAGUAUACUUUAAAUACUAUUACCUAUGGUACCAGGUCAGCAGCUUACUUGACCAUACGCUGUUUGAAGCAGUUAGGAUUGGACAAUCUUGAAGCACGUCCAGAGGCUUCUAAUGUUAUAUUGCAUGAAUUUUACGUGGAUGAUAUGCUCUAUGGAGAGUCUUCUGUUACUGAAAUGAUUGAUGUGUGUAAACAAGUUAAAGAAAUUCUUGGAGGUGCUGGAUUUAAUUUAAGGAAGUGGAUAUCAAAUCGGCCUGAGGUCAUUGCUGGUAUUCAAGGAUCGUCUAGUCCAGAGGAAAAUGUAAUUUUUGGAGAAAAGGAUUCCAAUAAGACAUUGGGUUUGUAUUGGUCUUUUAAAAAGGAUGUGUUAAUAUAUUAUAUAAAUUUUCCUACCAAUGUUUCUAAAGUAAACAAACGUAGCAUCCUCUCAGAUAUUUCAAAAAUCUUUGAUCCUCUUGGGUUAUUAAGCCCUAGCAUAGUUUUGGUAAAAAUUUUGUUGCAAAAACUAUGUGCAGUUAAAAAAAAGGACGAAUCUUUGCCUUCAAACUUAGAUUUUUAUUGGAGAAAGUUAAGAAAAAAAUUCUUUGUUUUAAAUGAAUGCGAGAUUGAACGACAAGUUAUAUGUUUGGAUCCAGUGGAGAUCCAAAUACACGGAUUUUGUGACGCCAGUAUGGAAGCCUAUGGUGCUUGCGUGUAUAUAAGGAGUGUCGAUAAAAAUGGUUGUGUCAAGAUUUCAUUAAAUUCUGGGAAAUCAAAAGUGGCACUACUUAAAUCAUUGACCAUUCCUCGACUAAAGCUAAGCGGAGCUUUAGUGUUGGUACACCUUGUUGAAAGAAUUAAAACUUGUAUGUCUGUUAAGUUUGAUGCUAUUUUUCUAUGGUGUGACUCGACAGUGGUUCUAAAUUGGAUUUCGACAUCUCCGCAUCUGUUGCAAACCUUUGUUUCUAAUCGGGUUGCCCAGAUCCAAGAAAAAACAGAUGUAAGUGACUGGUGA
This is a messenger RNA of Diorhabda sublineata, 1329 nucleotides long. RefSeq lists its product as uncharacterized. Bases 1 to 1329 code for a protein of 442 amino acids. The transcript has a single exon. The record is from RefSeq and is a predicted model, not a curated record. Lineage: Eukaryota; Metazoa; Arthropoda; Insecta; Coleoptera; Chrysomelidae.